Molecule: messenger RNA, 2359 nt
Organism: Malaya genurostris
Lineage: Eukaryota; Metazoa; Arthropoda; Insecta; Diptera; Culicidae
Gene: Prp3
Product: U4/U6 small nuclear ribonucleoprotein Prp3
Exons: 2
Coding region: 246-2231 (661 amino acids)
Biological process (GO): mRNA splicing, via spliceosome
Cellular component (GO): U4/U6 x U5 tri-snRNP complex
Source: RefSeq, a predicted model, not a curated record
AAGUGACUGAUUGUUUUCUGUCACAGAAAACAAACGUAUUGCUAGUCUUAAAACGGACUUUUCUUCGUGAUGUGAAACGAUUAUCGAACUUCGCGUUCUACAAAUUUACCAGUUGUAGCUAAAAUAGAUUGAAAUAUUACGUUGUUCAAUAUAGGUAAUUCCUAAUUUGUUUAAAGUGAGAAUCAGUCGAAGUUGUGAACGGUCCAUAAAAAUAACCUAGAAAUUACACGAUUCCUUUAAAAAGUAUGUCUUAUUUGUCGCGUCGAGAUUUAGAGGGCUUGCGCCCCAAUCUGAAUAAGAUUGUGUACAAAGUACUAGGGGAUUCGGAUUCAUCAGUCUUAUCAACAAUCGAAAGUAAUCUUCACAGUGGUUUCGACCGAAGAAAGCUCAUUGAUAAACUUUCCCCGUUCCUUGACAAUAAAAAGGCGUCCCGACUUUCGGAUAAAGUAGAAGAUUUUCUGGAUCAGCUCAAAUCCUCUUCAUAUCGUUCUAAGAAACGAAGUCACGAGGAAGACUCCCGAGAAAGGGACGUAAAAAAAGCUAAAACGAAACUCGACGAUAGCAUCAAAAAACAGCAUGAGGAUAAAUCUCGCCGCGAAGGGAAUGGAAAUAUCGUGUAUAAGGAAAGUAAAGGAUCUAGGGAAGAUAAUAGUUCAACGAAUUUUUCCUCGAACCAGAUCAAGGAAAUGAUGGAAAGUGCCCAAAGAGAAAUUGAAGAACGGAAGAAAAAACUAGAAUCAAUAAAGGCCGCUAAAGUUCCCCCAGCUUCGGCGGUAGCUGCCGCAGCAGCCGUUUCCGCUAAGAUAAGUGCAGCUGCUGCAGCAAAUAUAGUACCCCCGAUAAUAGAUGUGGAUCGUUCUCGUAAAAUAGCUCAGCUUCAGGAGCAGAUUCGGGCGAAACUUUCCGGAACAUUAGCGACUGUCCUACCCGUGGUUAUUCAAGACAAACCCAAACCUCUUAUUCUGGAUGCAGAAGGACGAACGGUCGAUGGUAGUGGCCAAGCUGUAGAGGUUCCCAAAUUAACACCUACUCUAAAAGCUAACAUACGUGCUAAGAAACGUGAAACUACGAAAAUACUUCAAGCCGAAAAGCAGCAGCAAGAGGAAUCGGCUGAAGCACAUUUCUUUGACGAUCGAAUAACGAUAAAACCUGCCGUUCGAAACAAAAGGGCCCUUCGCUUCCACGAACCGGGCAAGUUUCAACAGUUAGCCGAACGAUUGCGUAUGAAAUCACAACUCGAAAAGUUACAGAAUGAAAUUUCACAAAUUGCAAGAAAAACCGGCAUUAGUUCGGCUACUAAGUUGGCACUUAUUGCUCCCAAAGCGGACACUCACUCCAAUGAAGUACCGCAAAUGGAAUGGUGGGAUUCCGUUAUCUUGACGGAUGAUUUGAACACGCUUGACAGAACCGGACGAAUCUCAAUCCGAGAAUCUGCUAUUACCAAUUUGAUAGAGCAUCCGACACAGAUGCGUGCGCCAAACGAAUCAUCCCGCCCUGUUUACUUGCCGGUGUUCCUCACCAAAAAAGAACGUAAGAAACUCCGUCGCCAGAACCGACGCGAAGCUUGGAAGGAGGAACAGGAAAAGAUUCGAUUAGGGUUAGAACCGCCUCCAGAACCAAAACUACGCAUCUCCAAUCUAAUGCGAGUUCUAGGUACGGAAGCAGUUCAGGAUCCUACGAAAAUAGAAGCCCACGUACGAGAGCAAAUGGCAAAACGACAGAAAGCUCACGAAGAGGCCAACGCGGCUCGCAAACUAACGGACGAUCAACGAAGGGAUAAGAAAGUUCGAAAAAUGAAAGAGGAUACGUCUCUUGGGGUGCACGUAGCUGUCUAUCGAAUUCGGGAUUUGCAUGAUCAGCAAAGUAAAAAGUACAAGGUGGAAACCAAUGCCAAGCAGCUGUUCAUGACCGGGGUGUGUAUUUUGUUUCGAGAUUGUUGUGUUGUUGUAGUAGAAGGUGGUCCUAAGCAACAAAAGAAAUACAAACGUCUGAUGUUGACCAGAAUCAAGUGGGAGGAAGAUUCGGUGAAAAACGCCGAUGGUAACGAAGUUCCCAACUCUUGUGUUCUUGUUUGGGAAGGCACUGCUCAAAGGCGUCACUUUGGUGAAUUCAAAUACAAGUCCUUCCCGAUGGAAAAGAGUGCUCGUGAGUUCUUCCAGAAGCAUCACGUCGAACACUAUUGGGAUUUGGCAUAUUCGGGAGCUGUAUUGGAAGCUUCGGAGGACACCUAAACAGGAAAAAAAAUCUUUAUUUGAUUCUAGAACUAAUUUUCAGAUAUCUAAAUGCGUGAACAUUGUUUAAGUUGAAUAUGAUUGAGUAAAUAUUAGACCAGAUAAAAUGCCACCAUUCAUGCCGAACA